AUGCACUUCCUCUCUCGACGCUCUGCGGAACCACCAAGGUCAUCUUCUGAUUUGGAUAUAGCUGGAGGGGAAAGCGCUACAACAGACACUAGUACUACUUACCAGGAAAAAUAUCCAAAUCGCGUUCUUAAACGCGUCACGACCCUCUUCAACCCUCGAAAACGAACUUCCUCCAAGAACAGCAGCCCCACGGGCGGCUACGGGGCAGUCGGAUUCAUUCGUGAUGCCGCGGGUGCAGCAUAUCCCCGACCGUCUAGUGAUUCCUCCACUGCAUCACCAGACGAAAUUAGGAGACCCAGCGGCCUCGGACGCAGGGCCAGUUUAAUGGAGUCUUCACAAUUACCCAGUGAAAAUAUCAGUCUAGAGCGGUCAAACGGAAAUGAAGGAUUGCUUGCAGAACACGCAACACACACAGGUGUCCCAAUCCAGAGCCUUCCUGUGGAGCUGUUAGAGACAAUUCUGUCUUUCUUGCCCAAGCUCGAUUUACUGCGUAUCGCCCUUGUUUCGACUCACUUCUGCGACGCGUCGCGCAAUACAUUAUAUCGGACACUUGACUUCCAAUCGAUAUCAGAGCCACAAGUUGAAAAGCUUUGUAGAACCCUUGCCGCCCAUGCGUCUCUCGCUGCAAGGGUCCGAUCUUUCUCGUGUCAUUUCUGGCCAGCAACAACGUCAUCUGAGGGCCAUCUCACACCAUCUCUUGAUCUCACGAAGGCGUUGCAUAAUAUGUCGAACUUGGAAUCUCUUACGCUACGGACAUUUGUUCCAGUAUUUUCGCAGUCGCCUCCCCUUUCUUUCCAAUUGAAGACACUGGUCAUCCUCGAUGACACAAUUUCUGUGGAGCAAAUCAUCGACAUUAUACAUUUCCUCAGAAAUCAAACCUCCCUACAAUAUCUAGCUUUUCCCAAUGUCGUCGAGAAUACCUUCUUACCUGAAUCUUCCUUCCAUCAACACAUAUUCGCAUCUGGUCUCGCACGAGAAACCAUACUGCCAUCGCUUUCUCAACUGCAUGCUCCUCCACGACUGAUGAUGACAAUAUGCUCCUUACUGGGACAAACACUUCAAACUGUUGUUUUGGACAUCACCACCACGCUGUACACGGGUUUACGGCCUGCCGCACUCCUCCGUGCAAUUCAAGGCGUCUCCAAACUGGAUGUAGUCUUCACUCACGAGGUGGACAAACGAACUGUUGAAAAAUUCUUGGGCGCUGCCGGUGGAAUUCUGUCAGGUAGCGGCGCUGCCAACAGCCGCGGCCUCGUCGUUUUGGAGGUAGAGGUUCUUUGGAUGGAAGACGACACCACCGAAAUACUAUAUGGCAUCAUCGAUUCAGUCAUAUCGCGUUUUAAUGGCUUGCGCACGCUCAAGCUCACCACACCAUUUCGUUCCAGACAGUCACAACUGUUGACGCCCCCAUUGUCUGGCUCCCUCCAAUCGACAGUACCACCCCAUAGUCCCACAACGCCCCCGCCUAGCCUUUCCUCAAUGCUGAUUACUUCGCCUUUGGGCGUUGUCCUAUCAAGCGACUUUGUGAGCUCAGGUACAGAGAAGACACAUGCCAAAAUAUGGACGAAAGCUUGCUCUACGCUAAGUGACAUCCAGUUUUGUUUUCCGGAUCCAUCGCCGGAGGCAGACGUUGCACUAUGCGGAGUCUGGUUCCACAGGAAAGAGUGA
Molecule: messenger RNA, 1668 nt
Organism: Suillus bovinus
Lineage: Eukaryota; Fungi; Basidiomycota; Agaricomycetes; Boletales; Suillaceae
Exons: 3
Coding region: 1-1668 (555 amino acids)
Molecular function (GO): protein binding
Source: RefSeq, a predicted model, not a curated record